AUGCGUUCAGAAAUACAGAAGACUGCUGCCGAUGGCACGAUGGUGCGACUCAAUGAUAUUUCGAAAGUAUCAAGUGUUGUAGAGCUCUUAAAGCGUGAGAAAGAGCACAUAGCGGCAGCGUUUCGGAUAUUCGCAAAGAUGGGGUUUGCAGAUGGUGCAAGUAGUCAUAUCAGCCUUCGAGAUCCAACCGACCUAAAAACGUUUUAG
Messenger RNA from Pseudogymnoascus verrucosus, 207 nucleotides. RefSeq lists its product as uncharacterized. The transcript is spliced from 2 exons. Lineage: Eukaryota; Fungi; Ascomycota; Leotiomycetes; Thelebolales; Thelebolaceae. The record is from RefSeq and is a predicted model, not a curated record. Bases 1 to 207 code for a protein of 68 amino acids.